Sorghum bicolor (sorghum) is the source of this 782-nucleotide messenger RNA. RefSeq lists its product as uncharacterized. Lineage: Eukaryota; Viridiplantae; Streptophyta; Magnoliopsida; Poales; Poaceae. The record is from RefSeq and is a predicted model, not a curated record. Bases 179 to 697 code for a protein of 172 amino acids. The transcript is spliced from 2 exons.
CCUGCGCGAAGCCAGCCAGCUGCAGGCGACGCAGCACAAGAGGCUUGUAAGACUCCAUAGCACGCCACCACACCGGCCGCACACGAGACGAGUUCUCAUCCACGAAACCAACCUAGCUAGCUACUCCUACGACGUACGGUCAAGGAGAUAGAUCAUCGAGUGAUCGAGGGAGGAGAGGAUGCACCGGUCGGCGAGCUACUACCUGCAGUCGUCGUCGUCGUCGUCGUCGUCGUCGUCGACCGGGGCGGCGGCGCCGGGGCCGAGCUCGACGGCGGGCGCGAUGGACGUGGACCAGCUGCCGACGUAUGACCCGCGGUCGGACGUGGCCAAGAAGGAGGCCCUGGAUGCCUCGCGCGCCGACCUCGCUCGCGCCCUCGUCCACCUCAUCCCCGUCGUCGUGCUCCUCUGCGGCCUUCUCCUCUGGUCGCUUUCCAACACCCAUGUCCCAGAGUUUGGUGUCCUGACAGAGAAAGGAGACGGCCGCACGACGACGGUUGCCCGUGUCAUGAUAAUGCCACAAAACAGUGGAUCUGCAUCGAGCUGGAAAGGCGGAUCAGUUACGACGAGCGCGACGAAGGAUUCAGAUCCCAUAGACAAGGCUCAUGGAAAUGGAACAAAGAGAAGGCUGUUGUUGAGAACCGAAAUGGAGCGUGGCAAACAAUCUAAACCACUCAUGCACUUCAGGGUCAAUAAAUAAGAAGAGGCCAAUAUAAUAUGCCAUAGCGUGUUAGCCAGUUUGUAAUUUAGAAAAUUUUAUUUAUCCCCAUUUGGUUUUUUGUUUC